Messenger RNA from Drosophila albomicans, 8971 nucleotides. RefSeq names its product protein lava lamp. Lineage: Eukaryota; Metazoa; Arthropoda; Insecta; Diptera; Drosophilidae. Bases 311 to 8683 code for a protein of 2790 amino acids. The transcript has 8 exons. The record is from RefSeq and is a predicted model, not a curated record.
GUCACACAGCAACAGCACACAUAGCGCUGUAAUGAAAACAAGGGCAGUAGCAACGACUUUUAAGCCCUGGUGUUUAAGUUUAUUUUGUUGUUAAGCAUUGCUUAAUUAUAAUUGUCAAUGUCGAUAGUUAGCAGCUUAACGAACUUAACGAAACACGCGCGACGACGACGACAUUGGAUUUGUCCACUCCGGAGAUAGCCAGUGUUUCCUUAAUAUUAUUUUUGUUUCUUUCCACUCCCACCACCCACUCUUCCUCUUCCCCGUUUUGUUUUUUUUUUUGUAUUUGUUUUGUUAGUUGAAUUUGUGUGGAAUGGAGACGGAGGCGGAUUUAAGCCGCCAACACGAAGAUGCUGAUGAUGGCGGCAGCUUUACCGAGCUGCCCAUCAACCAGCACACAACAACGACGACAGCGACGGGAGGCAAGGCAAGGCUCGAGAGUCUGCGCGAGAAUCUGUCCAAGCAGCAGGAACGACUGAUGGCUCUGCGAGAACGUGCCUUGCGCAAAGCCGAGGAUGGCGGACGUUUAAAGUCCAGCAUGAGCGAUUCGAUGGAAUCGCUAAAAUCGCUGGGACACAAACUGAGCCUUGGCCCAGUGGCGGACACCACGCUUAACGACGAGCCACAGCAGAUGUCCACGCCGCUGGUGACGCCCAGCAAGGAGCUGCUGGACCUCAGCGGCGGCAGCGGCAACGAGAAGCUCCAAAUGUUAAAUCAACGCACCGAACAGAAUCGUGCGCUCCUCGAGCAGCGAAAACGUGACAUGGCUCGAUCCCUGCAAUCGGUCAAAUCGGGACUGCGACAGAGCAACAGCGGCGUUGAGCUGGGCUCCUCGAUGAAUGAUUUGCGUGCCUUAAGCAGUCAGCAUGCGACGCCUGUAUCCCGACAUCGUUCGGCUGCCGAUUUGCAGCAACAACUGCAACAGCAGCAGCAACAUCAACAACAGUUGCAGUUGCAACAAACAGCGACGACGGCGCAAAGCGAAGAGGGACGACUGAAGCUGCUGAAGAACAAGAUGAAACUGAUUGAGCUGAAGCAGACACGCAAGGAGCAAGAGCAACAACAGGAGUUGCAUGAAUUGCGCAACGCGUUGCAGCAACGUGAACAGCAGGUGCAACAACUAGAAGCCACGCUGGCCGAGCAGAGUGAGCAGCUAAUUGGUUUGGCGACCACAAGUCGCGUGCAAACGGAGCUGCAACAGUUGCGUGAACGCAACGCGGAAUUGGAGCAGAGCAGCGAAAUGCUGGAGGCAACGCAAAGGGAAUUGCAGCAGGCACGCGAACAAUUGCUGCUGCUGGAGCAGCAACACGAGCAGCUGCAACAGCAGCAGCAAGAGAGCAACAAUUCCACCGAUGCGCAAGUGAAUCAAGAGCUGGCCAAACAGCUGCAACAGUUGGAGCAACAAUUGCGGGACACCCAACAGCAACAGCAGCAACAAGAAGUCGCCACCAACAGCAGCACUUCAAACGAAGAGACGCAGCAACAUUUGUCCGAACUGGAGGCGACGAUCGCAUUGCAAACGGAACAGCUGGCGGAGAAGACCACCGAACUGAAUGUGCUCAAUGUGAAUUUGCGUGUGCUCGAGGAGAAGUUGUCGCAGGGCGUGAAAGCGAAACCGAUAUUCCUCGACGAAGUCGAAGAUGUGCAGGUGAACGAACAGCUGCAGCUGGAGUUGCAGCAAUUGAAGCAGAAACUCGACGAGUCCAACAAGAGCAACAUCAAGCUGAAGUUAAAGUGCAAGCAGGCGGAGAAGCAGCUGCAGAAACUGCAAAGCAGCGACACACAACAGCAGCUGACGCAGUUGAGUGCGGAGAACGAGCAGCUGCAGCAACGCAUCACCGUGCUGGAGGACGAGAAGGGUCAAUGGCAGUUGGCGCAUGUCGAGGAGGAGGAUCAGGAGCAGGAGCACGAUGAGGAACAGCAAUCGAGUCGAGUGCAAGCGAAUGCCGCGCAAGCCGAAGCGAUACGCCUGCUGGAGGAGCAAAAGGAGGAACUGCAGCAGGCGUUGGAGGCGCUGCAACGUGGCUCGGAGUCGGCACGCGUUGAAUCCGAGCUGAGUGAAGUGCAGCUGGAGGAACAGCUGUCGCAGCGUGUGCAGCAACUUGAAACCGAAGCCAAGGAGCAGCGCCAGCAGCUGCAGACGCUGCAAACGGAAAAGGAGGCGCUGGACAAGAAGCUGUCGCAUUACAUCAACGAGAACAUGGAGCUGCUGGACAAGCUGGAGAAGCUCAGCUCGUCCAGUUCAGCGGAAUCCAUUGAGAUUGUCGAACGACCCAGCGAACGACGCUUUAGCCAACGUCCCGCCAGCGAAGGCGAUGCCGGUGAUGCGGAAACCGAAGCUGAAGUCGAAGCUGAUGCAGAGGCGGCGCCCAGCUUUGUCAGCGAACUAACACAAACGGAUUCGACGGCACCCGAUCCGGAGGUGAACGAAAGUUUGCUGCAAAUGCGCGCCGAAAGCGAUGAGCUGCUCAAGAAGAUCGAGCUCUUUGCGAACGAACGACGCGAGGUGUUGGCCAAAAUGGAGCAACUGCAGCAGGAGAAUGCCCGUCUGCAAGAGGCGCUCGAGGAGCUGAAGCAGCAGCAACCGGAGCAAGCGGAACAACACGAACAGCUGCAGGCGGAGAACGCACGCUUACAUGCAGAGCUUCAGGAACAACGCGACUCGGAGCAAUCCUCGGAGCUGGCAGCUCAACUGAAGCACACCCAGGAGCAGCUGCAAACGGAGCGAGCAGCGUUGCAUUCACAGCUGGAGGAAUUGCAACGCGACAAGCAACAUUUGUCGCUGCAGCUGCAGAGCGAAAAAUCGAAUCUCUCGCAGGAGCUGAGCUCCAUGCAGCGUUCCUCCGAGGUGGUCGCCGCCCUCGAUUGCGGUGAUGCCGGCGUUGCGUUGCUGGACAAAUGCGAACGUUCGCUGGGCAAACUCAGCUCCGAGCUGGAGGCGUAUCGCAAGGCCAACGAUCGCAAUGCCAAGCUCAAUGUGUCCAAGAAGCUGGCGAAGGAGGCGAAGAAUGUGCACACGCAACUGACCGAAUUGCUGCACAAGGUGAAGGAAGCCAGCACUGCGGUGGAGACGGUCACAGUUGUGGAAACUGUCGUGGCUGUCACCGCACCCAAUGGCAAAGCUCUGGCCGAAUACGAGCAGCUGACGGCGCAGAAUGCGGAACUGAAAUCAACGUUGGCCGCAUUGCAAGCGGAGCUCGAGGAGUUGCGCGAUAGCUACGAGCCAACGGAGACGACGCCACCUAAAACGCUGGCCAUAACCGAGCAACGCAAUGCGGAGCGUGAACAGGAGCUGGAGCAGCAGCUGCAACAACUGAGCGAACAGCAGACACAACAGCAACUCGCAGCAGCCGAAGAACUCGCUGCUGUUCGGGAUCAGCUGCAAGCCACAAUUACAGAGGUGCGUGCAGCGGAAGCGGAACACUUGGAGCUGAUUGCCCGACAGAGUGCGGAGCUGGUGCAAUUGCAGUUGCAGGCGGAGCAGCAUGACAAUCAGUUGAACGCCAGCGAAAUGCAGCACGAGAAGCAGCUGGAGCAACAGCAGCGACAACGACACGAGCUCGAUUCGCGCAUCGAGACCCUCGAGGGUGAGUUGGGUAUUUUGCAAGCACUCGUUGCGGAGCAGAAGCAACAGCUGAUCGAGAGCUACAGCGAUCGGGAGCUCGAAUCGAACCUCAAGCUCCUGGAGCUGCAACAGUGCCAACGGGAGUUGGAGACGAGUGAGACGCGCAAUCGCGAGUUGCGGGACAAGCUGAAGAAGUACGCCUUGCAGCUGAAGAAACGCAACGUGGAGCACAGCGACCUGGAGCAACAACUUCAGCAGCUCCAAGCGCAACAGGCAGCGGAGAGUGAGACAAGUGUCCAGCUAACGCAGCUGCAGCAACGUAACGCAGAGCAAACGCAGUUGCAGCAACAAACCGAGCAGCGAUUGCAACUCGUCGAACAGCGUUUGAAGGAGUCCGAGCAACAGCGACAGGAGCAGGCGGAGGAAGAGCUCGGUUUGCAGGAGGAACUGAAGCGUCUGGAGCAACAGCUGGCCGACAGCGAGUCGGAGAACUAUGAGCUGCAGCAGCAGGCGCACAAACACAAGAGCAAACUGUCCAAGCUCAAGGAGGAGACGGAUCGUCUGCAGGUUGAGCUCCAGAAUACGGUGCAUGCGAAUACCGCAUUGCGUCAGGAGAGCUUCCAGCUGGAACAGACGCUGGCGGAGCGUGCGGGCGAUGGCGACAACAACAGCCGGACGAUAGACGAACUGCGACGGCAGCUGGAGCAGAAGUCCAUCAAGUUCGACAAGUCAAAGGAGGUGAUCAAGCACCGCAAUGCCAGCAUACAGAGUCUGCAGCGGGAGUUGGCCGAGCUGCGUGCCCAGUUGCAAACGCAACCCGAGGAGGAAGCGCAACAGCAGCAGCAACAACAGCAACUCCAACAGUUGCAGGCCGCACAGGAGCAACAGUUGCAGACGCUGCAGCAAUUGCAGACGGAGAAUAGCGCGUUGCUGGCAGAGAAGGCCAACUUUGAGCUGGUCAUUGCGCGUCUGGAGACGCUGCACGAGGGCAUUCAGGCCAAGCUGCAGCAGGAUCAGUCGUACAUGGAAACCCUGGAGACGCAAAACACCGAACUGCAGCAGCGGAACGCCGAGCUGCAGGAUCAGACGACAGCGCUGAGGACGGAACAAGCGGCGGAGCUGGCGCGCAUAGAGCAACUGGAACAGCAGCUGGAGGAACGCAGUGCCCAGCAGCUGGCGCAUGAAUCCCAACUGCAGUUGCGUGUGCAGCAGCUGCAGGAACACGAACAAGCUCAGAGCCGACAACUCCAGCAGCUGGGCAGCGAAGCGGACGAAGUGCGUGAGCAGUUGGCGAGCCUGCAGGCGGAACAUGAGGCGCUGCUGACGCGUCACAAACAGCAGACGCAACAGGCGCAAGCGGAGCGGGCAGAGCGUCAGAGCAACGUCGAGCAGGAGCUGCACGAGUUGCGCGAGGAGCUGCAGCAGCGACAGCUGGAGUUGCAGCGUCAGCGCAACGUUUACGAUGCCAAACUGGCGGCCAAGGCCACCGAGCUGGAUGAGAUGGAGUGUGAUCUGAGCGCGCACAUGGAGCGCGCCACCGUCGAGACGCGGGAGCUGACGCAACGCUUGGAGCGCACACAGGAACAGCUGCAGCAACGGGGCGAGGAGUUGACGCGUCUGGGCGAGGAGCUCGCCGACGUGGAGCGAGAGCGUGCCACGCUGAGCCGGGAGGCAACGCUGUUGCGUCUGCAACAGGAUAGCGCCGAGCAGGAUGUCCUCGAGUUGCAGGAGCUGCGCAUGCAAGCGUUGCAGGAUAAGACCGAAAUGGAUAAUUUGCGCACUCAAAUCGAUGCCUUGUGUGCGAAUCACAAUCAGGAACUCCAGGCACUGCAGCAACAGCUGGCCGAACUCGAUACUUUGGGACAGAAUCAGACUGAUGAUCAGGUCUACAUUGAAACGGAGAACAAGCGACUGGCCGAACAGUUAACCGAGAUGCAAGCGCGACUCGACGAACAGGCUGAGCAGCUGGCCAGACAACAAGCUAACACUCCAGCUGCAGCUGCUGUGGCAUCGCCCAUCUUUGCCACACAAUACCAGACGCAAGCCCAAGCAACGCCACAGGGCGGCGAGGAUUGGAUGACGGCUUGGAUGCGUCCCAACAGUGGUAAUCAAGCUCAGCGACAGCCAGCGCCAGCGGAACAGAACCUUCCGAUUCCCGCACCUGCGAUGUUCUUUGGCAACGACGCUGCGGCGGCGCCAUCGCCAUUCGAUGAGAUUGUCGCUCAACCGCUGAGGCUAAGCAGCCAAGGAAUGGGCGUGCCCCACGAUCCAACGAUAGCGGAGCCACCAACCAUCGAGGAUCUGCAGCGCAACGUGUCCGAUCUGGAGAAGCAUGCCAAGGAGCUGGAGACCAAGUUGCUGGCACGCAAUCAGGCAUUGGCCGAGCACGAGGAGCGACGCCAGCAACUGGAGCGCUUGCUCGCCGAGCGGGAACAGGAGCUGACACAAUUGCGUGCCGCAACCGAGGAACGCGAGCGUUUGGCGGCUAUUGAGAAGCUGAUACAAGCGGAGCCACAACCUCCGGUGCAGCCGACGAUUGUUGCAACAAGUGCUGCGCCCACGUUGGACAUGUUCUUUGGCACGGAAACGGUGACAGAUGCGUCACAGCAGCUCGAUUUGGGUCUGCCACAAACCGAACCCGUUGUGGAGGAGAUCAUCACACCAAAGAAGGCGUAUUUGUGUCAACCCGAACCGGAGCAACAGCAGCAACAGGUUGUUGUUGAUUGGGGCGUGGAUGAGGAUCCCUGGGCGAGUGCAGCAGCCGAUGAGCAGCAUCAGCGUCCAGCAGUCGAGGUGCUGCAACUGCAGCAACGCAUCGACGAGCUGGAGCAACAGAAGCUGGAGCUGCAGACGAAGACGGCGAAGCUGAUGAAGCGCAUCAAGGAGUAUCGCAGCAAGGAGCAGCAACAACAACAACAACAGGAACAGGCGAAGAGCAGCAGCAUCGGCACCAAUGAUCUAGACAGCGCCAUUAUGGAUGAGCUGCGUCAUCAGUUGCAGCUGCACGAGACACGUCAGGCAAAGAGCGAGGAGCUGCUGCAACAGCAUGCACUGGAGAAGGAGAAGCUGGCGAAGCGCAUCGAUGUUCUGACAGCGGGCAAUGAGCGCAUGGCGGAGCUGAAGGAGCGUCAGGACAUGGAUGUGCAAAUGUAUCAGGCGCGCAUACGUGAGCUGCAGGAGAAGCUCCAGCAGCUGGAGAGCUGGGGCGAUGAGGGGACCACGACAACAACAACAACAACAGGAGCAACAACAACAACCGAUGCUGCUCCGACAACUGCGGCGGCUCAAGCGAGCAUCGAGCUAUUGCAGGUGGAGAAUCAGGAGCUGAGCACCGAGUGCCAGGAGCUGCAUGCCCAGCUGCAGCUGGAGAAGCAGCAAGCACACGAGGCGCUAACGCAAGCGCAGCGUGAACGCGAGCAACUGCAGCAGGAGAAACAGCGGGCACUUGAAGCGCUCGCUCAGCAGUCGGAGCUGGAGCGUCAGCAAUUGCAUGAACAGCUGCUGGCGGAUCAGCAGCGUGCGCAGGCGGCGCAACAGGAACGCGAACAACUGCAGCUGCAGCUGGAGGAGCUGAAGGCCAAGCAGCUGGAGCUGCCGGCAACGGUGAGUGCACCCAGUGACGAGAGCGUGGCGCUGCUGCAGGAGAAGGAGUCGGAGAUAGUGCAUCUGAAGCAGCGCAUCGAGGAGCUGAUGCGUGAGGAUCAAACCGAGAAACUGGUGUUGGAGAUACUCACCAAGAAUCAGGAGUUGCAGUUGCUGCGCAUGCAGAUCAAGCAACUGGAGGAGGACAAACUGGAGCGGCCAAGUGGAGAGGAGUUAAAGCAGGUGACGCCACCGCCAAGCAAUGAAGUGGAGCUGGAGCAAGUGCGUCAACAAUGCGUGCAGCUGCAGCAGGAGAAGAGCGACAUGGAGGAGGAGUUGCGUGUGCUCAACAAUCAUGUGUUGUCCAGCCUGGAGCUGGAGGAUAAGAUGAAGCAAACGGUGCUCGAACUGGACAUGAAAACCAUUGAGAUCACCGAGCUCCGCAAAACGCUGGAGCUGCUGCAACAAUCGCAAUCCCAGUCUCAGUCCCAGCCCCAGCCAGAUUUGACAGCAUUGAAUCAACAAUGGGAGGCACUGGUGGAGCAAAAAUGCAGCGAGGUGGCAAACAUUUGGCAGGAGCAUUUGGCACAACGUGAAGCCGCCUAUCAGGCGCAGAUCGAGCAGCUAACCACAUCACAACAGCAGCAGCAGCAACAGCCUGCGGAGAUCAAAUCCGCAGUGGAGGAGCAGCAGCAACAGCCGAGUUCAGCGCCAGCGGAGGACAAUGAGCUAUUGGCGAAAAUGCAAAAGGCACUGGAAACGCAGGAAAUGGAAAUCGUCACACUCAAGGAGCAGUUGGCCAUUCGAUCGGCGGAAUAUGCGCGUCUCGCCUCACAGUAUGAUCCCUUCCGGCUGCAGAAUACACUUGGCGGAGCGUCAGGUGGAGCAGCAGCUGGCGCUGGAGCCACGGGCAGCAUUAGCCAGGAGCCGUUGCCAGAGUAUGUGCUCAAAGCGGAUCUGGACUAUGCGUUGAUGAUGCUGCAUCAGCGGGACAUGCGUGUCGAGGAGAUGAUACUGGAGUUGGUGCAGCUGCUGGAGGAGCGCGAUCAUCUGCAGCUGAAGCUCUCGGAUACGCUGCGACAGCUGGAAGCCGAACGAACCGGCGUUCCAGCUGCGGUUCAGCUUGCUCCUGCGCCGCAAACGGACAGCGAUCCCAGUAGUGACCUAAAACAAAAAUUGGCAGAGCUGCAGACGGUGAAGCAUUCCAAGGACAAGGUUAUUGUGGAUGAACGUGAGCAGCGACUGCGGCAGAUGAUACAGCUCCAGCGAGACAUGGCCAAGACAACAACAGCAGCCACAACAACGGGAACGACGUCGACGACGACGACCACAGCAACGGGAACAGUCAUACCACCAGCUUCAGCGCCUCCAACAAUUCCUCAGCAGCAACAGCAACAUCAACAACAACAACAGGCACAGCUUGAAGUGGAUCCAUCUCAAUCAUCACUGCGCUCACCUUCAAUGGUACUUAUGGACUGGAUAUUAGGCAAUAAUAAGAGCGAGGACGAAGCGCAUCCAAACACAGCAUCGAGCAAUUAAAUCCGACCAUUAUCCAAGCAUCUCCCAUCUCCCUCGCACGUUCCAAGCAGCUUCCAACAACAAUAACUAAAAAUGACUAGUUAAAGCGGCUUACCAAUAAUUCUUGAUAUACACUAGCGUUAGAGUUCUAUAUUAUGUACCUUGGAUGAAUUCACAACAAAACAAAAAAAAAAAAAAACGAAAAAAAAGAAGAGAAGAGAAAAAAGAAUAGAAAAAAAACGACUAAGAAAUCGAAAUGAAAAAGAAAAAAAAAACAGCAAACAAUUAUUCCCGAAUUGUGUUCCAGCA